AUGCCUCGCCCUGCGAAACGGCACCCACUGCCCCCUCGACCGCCGGCUGCACCGAGGUCUUCCUCGCCACGACCCUCAAUGUAUAGUUUCGGUGGCGACUCCUAUCGUCCCGGUAGUAAUGAUCCGGUCUCUUCCGGUCGAGGAAAAUUCUCUUUUCGCCCAGCACAUGAUGCUCCUAGCUACUCCAAGAAUGUCGAUCUGGCAGAUCGAUAUGUGCCAAGGGGCCCUCGCGCUCGGCCUUCCGAUUACCGAAAAGGCCGUCAGCAAAGAAGAGGAGAUCGAGACUCGAGGGGAUAUGGUCGUUGGCGACCGAGGCCCCCAAUACCUACCCAUGAACGUCCUUUGCUACAAGCUCGAAGAGGCUCUACGCCGGAGCAGCUUCUUGGCAUGAAUGAAGAACAAGGAACGGGAGGCCGUUAUUUGGAUGUCUCUGAUGUUUCGGAUAGCGAGGAAGAGGAUAUGGAGAUGGAUUCUGAUGAAGAUGAGAAAGAACAAAAACCUUCACAUGAUGAAUCCAAAGAAAUCCAUGCUAAUUCCAACGAGCAUCAAGAAGAAGAGAAUGCAAAUUCAGAGCAAAAUGAGCCUGAAAAUCCCUCGGCGCCGCGUUGGUCAAACCCAGAUCCUUACACGGUACUUCCGCCUCCGGAUGAGUCUCAGAGAAAGAAAAAAGACAUGGUGAAGCUCAUCCGCAAGGCUCGCGUUAAUUCACAAAAGGAAGAAGCUCCUGCAAAUCCAGUUUCUACAAACGCCGAUUUCAUUUCUUUGGACUUUGGUGAUGAAGCAUUCAAUGAGGAAAAGCAGAGCAACGUCUCUUCUGACGAGGACGAACAAGAAACGUCAAGACUCGAGGAUAAUGAACCGCCAGCGGAUGCGCCGAAAGAACCAAAGCGUUUUAGUCAUCUGACUAAUCUCCACGGCCCACUCACUCCUACUCCUUCAGCCCCUGGCACAGACGGCGUGACUACGUCUAGCACCCUAGGUCCACCUCCCGGAAUUGUUCCCCCACUGUCAACGUCUCAAGCGAAAUCUCCAUUGGACGUUUGGCCACCUCCUACCGCAGAAGCUGCUGUCGGCAAGCGUAAACGUGAUUUUGAAGAUCUUGAUGGUAGACCAACUCUGAAGAAAGCCAAAGGAGGGAAAAAAGCGGGCUCCGGUGGAUUUCUGGUAGAGGAGUGGCAGCCACAGUCUGGCGCAGACCCGACACCAUGGUGUACCGUAGAUCACUCGCGCACCGAGAAGAUGGGUUACUGGCUACAUAAAGAGGUAUGUGAUUUCUACAAUUACGUUCGACCCAGAGAGUUCGAGGACGUUGUUCGAAGGGAUCUACUUGCUCGACUUCAGAGAGGCAUCUCUCGACGGUAUCCUGGUUGCGAGGUGCGUUCUUUCGGAUCUUUUGCUGCCGGACUCUAUCUGCCAAAUUCCGACAUGGACGUCGUCCUCGUUUCUCGCGACUUCCUUAGGCGUGGAAUCAAACAAGUCUGUCAGACGUCGAGGCACAUGUUUCAGUUUAGAGCCUUUCUGGAGAGGGAGGGAAUUCCAGUUCCAGGAACUGUCGAGGUCAUUGCGAAGGCCAGGGUCCCCAUUGUCAAAUUCAUCGACAAAGCUACCGGUCUGAAAGUGGACAUGUCUUUUGAAAAUGACACCGGCAUCGUUGCAAAUGAAACAUUUCAAGCAUGGAGGCACAGAUACCCUGCUAUGCCCGUCAUUGUCACGGUAAUCAAGCAAUUCCUCAUGAUGCGUGGACUAAAUGAGGUCUUCACUGGCGGUCUAGGAGGCUUUUCCGUCACUUGUCUCGUCACCAGCCUGCUGCAAAAUAUGCCUCAAGUGCAGAGCGGGAACUUUGUACCCGAGAAACAUUUGGGAGAGGUCCUGAUGGAGUUCUUUGACCUCUAUGGUAAUGAGUUUAAUGUUUUGACAACUGGAAUCCAACUGGAACCUCCUGGAUACUUUGAGAAGCGUUCGAACAUGAAUAUCAUAUAUCAGCUGAACAAAAUGGAUCGCCUUUCCAUUGUCGAUCCAAACAAGCCGGACAAUGACAUUUCCAGCGGAUCUUCUAAUGUUGCAUUGAUCUUCCGUUGUUUCUCUGAAGCUUAUGAGAUACUGCAAAAGCGGAUGGCGGAUCUGCGCUUUAGGAAUUUCUCUGAACGACGCGGUCAGAGUAUUCUCGGAACGAUCAUGGCCGGAGACUAUUCUUGGUUUGAAUGGCAAAGAGAUAGACUUCGGCGGCUGUAUGACGACAGAUACAAUUCUUUGUCAUGA
Messenger RNA from Xylona heveae TC161, 2259 nucleotides. RefSeq lists its product as hypothetical. The record is from RefSeq and is a predicted model, not a curated record. Gene Ontology annotation, molecular function: poly(A) RNA polymerase activity; mRNA binding. Gene Ontology annotation, biological process: RNA 3'-end processing. NCBI's taxonomy places the organism in Eukaryota, Fungi, Ascomycota, Xylonomycetes, Xylonales, Xylonaceae. Bases 1 to 2259 code for a protein of 752 amino acids. Gene Ontology annotation, cellular component: TRAMP complex; nucleolus. The transcript is spliced from 3 exons.